Molecule: messenger RNA, 10287 nt
Organism: Rattus norvegicus (Norway rat)
Lineage: Eukaryota; Metazoa; Chordata; Mammalia; Rodentia; Muridae
Source: RefSeq, a predicted model, not a curated record
AUUUUUGGUGGUGGUGGUGUUUUGUUUGUUUCAAGAUAGGCUUUCCCUGUGAAACCUUGGCUGACUUUGAACUCCCUCAGGUCAGCCUGGAACUGGAUGUUCUGCCAGCUUCUGUCUGUAAACUCUCCGUGUCCUGGACUGUGGAAUUAACACCUGGUGGCUGCAGUGUGUGUGUUUGUCUGAAUUCACAGAGCUGUGCGCUGAGGAAAGGUGAAUGGCACUGGCAAGUGACACCUCAAAGAACAACUUUAUGAGUCAGACUGAGGAAAGAAGAUCCCAUUCCACAGGAGAAAAACAGACGUGGGUAUUCACUUAAGGCACACACAAAAUUUACAAAUGAAACUCAGUGGGUCAGUAAAGGAAGAUGUUAACUAAUAAAACCAUUCUCCCGGGAUUGGGGAUUUAGCUCAGUGGUAGAGCACUUGCCUAGCAAGCGCAAGGCCCUGGGUUCGGUCCCCAGCUCCGAAAAAAAGAAAAAAGAAGAAAAAAGAAAAAAAAAAAAAAACCAUUCUCCCGGACGCAAACACUUAAGGCCACCGAGGUGACACGCCCUAGCGGGGUAUAGGGCUGGGCGGCUUCCGGAGGGUCUUGCAGGGUUGUGGGGUUGAAGGUCGGCCAGGGGGCGUGGCUUCGGCGACCUUCUCCGGAGCCGGCUAGAGGGAAUCCCUGGUUCUGGAAGUGGAGAUCGUGAGUCAUGGCUGCUCCCCGAGACGCAGAGAUCCACAAGGACGUUCAGAACUACUAUGGGAAUGUACUGAAGACAUCUGCAGACCUCCAGACUAAUGCUUGUGUCACCCCAGCCAAGGGGGUCCCUGAGUACAUCCGGAAAAGUCUGCAGAAUGUACAUGAAGAAGUUACUUCCAGGUAUUAUGGCUGCGGUCUGGUGGUGCCUGAGCAUCUGGAAAACUGCCGGAUUUUGGAUCUGGGCAGUGGGAGUGGCAGAGAUUGCUAUGUGCUUAGCCAGCUGGUCGGCCAGAAGGGACACAUCACCGGGAUAGACAUGACUAAGGUCCAGGUGGAAGUGGCUAAGGCCUAUCUUGAGUACCACACGGAAAAGUUCGGUUUCCAGACACCCAAUGUGACUUUUCUUCACGGCCAAAUUGAGAUGUUGGCAGAGGCCGGGAUCCAGAAGGAGAGCUAUGAUAUCGUUAUAUCCAAUUGUGUGAUCAACCUUGUUCCCGACAAACAAAAAGUCCUUCGGGAGGUCUACCAAGUCCUGAAGUACGGCGGGGAGCUCUAUUUCAGUGACGUCUAUGCUAGCCUUGAAGUGUCAGAAGACAUCAAGUCACACAAGGUUUUAUGGGGGGAAUGCCUGGGUGGCGCUCUGUACUGGAAGGACCUCGCCGUCAUUGCCAAAAAGAUUGGGUUCUGCCCUCCACGUUUGGUCACUGCCAAUAUUAUUACGGUUGGAAACAAGGAACUAGAAAGGGUUCUUGGUGACUGUCGCUUCGUGUCUGCCACAUUUCGCCUCUUCAAACUCCCUAAGACAGAGCCAGCCGGAAGAUGCCAAGUUGUUUACAAUGGAGGAAUCAUGGGGCACGAAAAGGAACUAAUUUUCGAUGCAAAUUUUACAUUCAAGGAAGGUGAAGCUGUUGAAGUGGAUGAGGAGACGGCAGCCAUCUUGAGGAACUCUCGGUUUGCUCACGAUUUUCUCUUCACACCUGUUGAGGCCUCCCUGUUGGCUCCCCAAACAAAGGUUUGUUGGACUUUCAGUUCCCUACUUCAGUCAGGUCCCUUGAAAGACCAAACUACAGGCCCUCCUAAGACAACAGUUUUCUUCACAGUUGGCUAUUUACCACAACUCAUUUCUAGAAUAUUUGUGUGGAUAAAUGAUUUGAUUUUCUUUUGUAAAUUCUUUUUAUUUAAAGAUUUAGUUUUGUUUUAUGUGUAUGGGUGUUUUCCCCAAAUAUAUGUCUGUGUACUCUCUGCAGUGCCCACAGAAGCCAGCUGCCCGGGAACUGGUUUUACAGAGUUGCUAUGUGGGUUCUGAGAACUGAGCCCAUAAAUCCUCUGGAAGAGCAAAACUGACUCUUAACUCCAAGAGCCAACAUUUCUUUUUUUUUUUUUUUUUUUUUUUUUUAAUUGUGUAUUUAUCUUAUGUAUGUGAGUACACUGUGGCUGUCUCCAGACUCACCAGAAGAGGGCAUCGGAUCCCGUCACAGAUGAUUGUGAGCCACCAUGUGGUUGCUGGGAAUUGAACUCAGGACCUCUGGAAGAGGAGUUAGUGCUCUUAACCACUGAGCCAUCUCUCCAGCCCCAACAUUUCUUGACUGUUUAAGCUAUCUUAUAGUGAAAUUAGCCAAGAUUUUAAAAAUAUUAAUGAAACCAAAUGUCAAUGAGUUAUACAUUUCUAAAUGUGUAACUUAAAAUGCAGAGGGGACAAUGGCUCAGCAGGUAAAGGUGCUUGCUGUCAAAGUUGAAGACCCGAGUUUAAUCCCUGAACACCAUAUGAUGGAGAGAGAGAACCAACUUCCCCAGCUGCUCUCUAACCUCUGCACAUGCACUGUGACAUGCAUCCCAACCCACGCGCGCGCGCGCACACACGCACACGCACACACAUAUACACACACGCGCACGCACACGCGCACACACACGUGCACACACACGCGCACACACACGCGUGCACACGCGCGCGCGCACACACACACACACAGUAAACAAAUACAUAAUAAAUGAAUGAUAAGUAAAUGAAAUGUUAAAACCCAUUCUUAGGGGCUGGAGAGAUGGCUCAGCGGUUAAGAGCACCCGACUGCUCUUCCAGAGGUCAUGAGUUCAAUUCCCAGCAACCACAUGGUGGCUCACAACCAUCUGUAAAGAGAUCCGAUGCCCUCUUCUGGUGUAUCUGAAGACAGCUACAGUGUACUUAUAUAUAAUAAAUAAAAAAAAAAAAAAACCAUUCUUAGUGCUAGACAGAUGGCUCAGUGACAGCUGCGCUUCAGAGGACACAGGUUCAAGUCUCAGCACCCACAUGGCAGCUCUUAACUCCAAUCCCAGGGGAAUUGGACGCCCUCUUCUAGCCUCUGAAGGGACCAAGCACAAAUGUGGUGCAGACAUAUGUGUAGACAAAGCACUCAUAGAAAUAAAAUAAAAUAAUAAAUAAAAAGCCUUUUUACAUUUAAAAAUGUUAAAGUAAUAAGAAUGAUAUUAAUUUUAUCUUAGCUUUGGUAUUUUUAUCUUAGCUUAUGGUAACAUGUGGAAACAUAAGGAAACGUAGUCGGUUUAAAAUGUUCACCUGGGGGCUGGAGAGAUGGCUCAGUGGUUAAGAGCACUGACUGCUCUUCCAGAGGACCUGAGUUCAAUUCCCAGCAACCACAUGGUGGCUCACAACCAUCUGUAAUGAGAUCUGAUGCCCUCUUCUGGUGUGUCUGAAGACAGCUUUGGUAUACUCACAUACAUACAAUAAACAAAUCUUUUUAAAAAAAAAUGUUCACCUGGGGUUAGGAUUUGUUUUGAGACAAGGUUUUGUUUUAUUGCCCACACGGGUCUUGAACUCCUGGAUUCAAGUACUGCUCCCCACUCAUUCUCAGUCACUAGAAUUAUGAGUGCGUGAUACUGAGUCCAGCAUGUAAGGCAUUUUUGUGGCAACUCUUAACCUGUUUUAUAUUUGGGACCCUUUUGAAAGCUUUCUUUUGGUAAUUCUUGUUUUCUUUGUUCCCCACCCCCAGAGUUGAAGACUGAACACAGGGCCUUGUGCUUGGUAGGCAAGCACUUUACCACUGAGCUAAAUCCCCAAACCCCGUUUUGAAAACUUACAUACACAUAUAUGUGUGUGUGGUGUGUGUGUGUGUGUGUGUGUGUGUGUGUGUGUGUGUGUUUGUAGAAGGCUUAUAGAUCCCUUCAGUUAAUUCACAGAUAUUCCAAAAACUCAAAAGGUUAUUACUGACAUGUUAGGAAUUAGGGGACAACAAUUGAGAGAUGGCUUGGUGGGUAAGAACACUGGCCCCUCUUCCAGGGUUUGAUUCCCAGCACCCUCAUGGCAGCUACCAAUCAUCUAAAACUUGAUAAUCUAUUCUGGCCUGUGUCUGAGGCAAAACACCCACACACAUAAAAUAAAAAGAAAUAAAGCUUACAAACAAAGAAACAACUAAUUUUAGCAUAAAGGGUCAGGGCUGGGGCUGAUUCAUCAUCACCAUUCUGCUUCAGUUUGUCUGAGUCUCUGCAAUGGGCAGUUCCAACAGACGGUGGGUCUCUUAUCACCCGGGCUUUACCCCGAGACUAGCUAGCUCUCUCGGAGACAGAUUGGGUAAGUCCGGGGGAGGGUGGGUGAGAAUAGAGGGUUGAUAAUUGACUCCUUCGGUUGUCCAGCCAUCAAGACUCCUCCCCAUUGAGCAGCUGUUUCCCAGUUUCCCCACUGACUGGCUCUUACCAGCAGCUGGUUGUCUGGACUCCAUAGUUCCCCCUCUUUUGGAGAUUUCACAUGAAAUCUAUAUGUACAUGGCCAUUUGUAUCUGACCUUUCCCCUGUGUUUUCAAAGCUGCUUCACUGAGCAUGCUCCGCUGUCUCACUCCUAUUGGAGCACGGCCGCAUUGGUUCAUCUGUCCACACUUGAUGGCUGUUGUCCUGCUUCUUGUAGAUUAUAAACUGUACUAUUAGGAACACAAAUAUGCAAAUAUUCAUUUGACUUUUCUGCUUUCAAAGAUUUUGCAUCUGUACUGAAGAAUGGAAUCUCUCUCUCUCUCUCUCUCUCUCUCUCUCUCUCUCUUGCAUUUCUAACUUUUGGUGGCUUUGAUAUUAUUUGCUUUUGAGACAGGGUCUCACUGUGUAGUCUUGGCCAGCCUGGAAGUCAAUAUGUAGACCAGGUUGGCCUUGAACUCACGGAGCUCCACUUGUCCCAUCCUGAGAUUAAAAGGCAUAGGGUACCAUUUUUGGCCAUAUCCCCAGCUUGUGAAGAACCACCCUGUCUUCCACAGUAGCUGCACCACUUUGUAUCCCUAGUACUGUCACCGCAGAACAAUAGUCCUGUUGUUGGUCACCACACAUGCCAAGAGGGACAGAAUGUAAUCUCUAAGCUCUGCCUAUACAGAAAGCAGGUGAUCCAAGAUGGCCGUGGACCAAUACUCUAAAAACUGCCUUCCCUUACCUACAGCCUGCAGGCUUUAGCAGACUGGGAGGACAAAGGCCAUCAGUUCCCAGUGUGUUCUUGCCCCUCUUGUCAGGUGGCCAGCCUUGUCCCUGGGAUCUAUGACGUCAGUGCCUCUGUCCUUAAUCAUCUCUUACCCUCUCCCCUUGUUCUCUGAACAUCUGGGCCAAGUCUAAGUCAGUGUCUCCCUUUAUCAUCAUGGUCUGCUCAGGGCCAUGUGGAGGAUGAACAAACAAGCCAGUAACAUGGUGUAGCUGUUAAGCUAGCAAGAACACGUCCAUGCAGAUUCCUUUUUAUUAUAUGAGGUACAAAUGUGCCCUCGGAAUGCAAACUACGAAAGCCUGUGCACCAGUGGGCAGUUGUGCUAAGAACGAUUUUUUUUUUUUAUUCUUUUUUUUGGGAGCUGGGGACUGAACCCAGGGCCUUGCGCUUGCUAGGCAAGCGCUCUACCACUGAGCUAAAUCCCCAACCCCUUCAUUUGUUUUUAAAUGUUAGCUUUUGUCCUAUUUUAUUUUAUGCAUAUGAGUGCUUUGCCUAUAUGGAUGGACAGAUGCCACCUAUGUGCCUGGUGCCCGAGGAGGUCAGAAGAAGGCAUCAGGUCCCCUGGAAUAGAGUCACAGAUUGUUGUGAGCCACCCACCCAACAUGAGUGUAGAAGGGGGAGUUGUAGGGUUUUGAUCUGCACCGUCUACUCCUGUAGUGUGACACAUACCUUUUUGUUCUUCUGAGGCAGAGUUUAUAUUGCCCAGAUUGGCAUGAUCUUCUGAUCAUCCUGUCUCUAUCUCCCAUAUUGAGGAUUACAGACAUAGACCACCAUUGCUGGCUUCGAAUGGUUAGGGGGAGGAGGGCUAACAGGAACAAAGCCCAGGAAACAGCCAUGUGGUCUGAUCCGUGUCUAUGCGUGUGCACAUGUGGGUUGCUCUGUAGCUCCAGGUCCCAUGGUGUGCAGACUGACUGACUCUCUCCUGUAGCCCCUUCCUUCCUCUCUUCUCAUUCCAGCCCACCGCCUGGUAAUUUAAAGCAUCCCGUGAAAAUGUGUGUCGCCAUCUAUGGGAGACAAGCUAGAACUGUAUAAAAGCCCAACCUCAAAACAUUCAGGGACUUCGGUAUUGGGCAUGUGAACCUGUAGGAGCCCAGGACAUGGCGAGCCACUUUCUGGUAGAAGCAGCUUAGGAGUACCAGUUUUUAUGCCACAGAGUCUGUAACGUUUUGUUCCAAAGACCACCUAGUCGUGGUUUAACUUCAUUUAUUAUCUCACCAUCAUUUCCCCGGUGUUUCAAAAAACUGCCUUGGACCGCAUUCUGAUUUUUUUUUUUUAAAGAUUUAUUUAUUUUAUGCAUAAGAGUACACUGUCGCUGUUUUCAGACGCACCAGGAGAGGGCAUCAGAUCCCAUUACAGAUGGUUGUGAGCCACCAUGUGGUUGCUGGGAAUUGAACUCAGGACCUCUGGGAGAACAGUCAGUGCUCUAACCUCUGAGCCAUCUCUCCAGCCCCCCCCCCCCCCCCGCAUUCUGAUUUUUUAAAGCAGUGGUAUUUUGUUACAUUUUUAUUUAUUGUAUGUGUACACCUUGAGGUUAGAGAACAAUCUCUAGGUCUUGGCUCACUCACCCUCUUCAGGGUUCUUCUUUUUGUUUGUUUUUCUUUUUUCAGGACAGGGUUUCUAUGUAUAAGCUUGGCUAACCUGAAACUUGUUUUGGAGACCAGGCUGGCCUUGAAUUCACAUCCACCUGCCUCUGCCUCCCGAGUGCUGGGAUUAGAGGCGUGUGCCACUGCCACUCAGCUUUCUUUUCAGGAUUUUAUAAUUGUUCUUCUAGGUGCCCUUUUUUACUCUGGUCUCAGAAACGAUCUUUCUCUAAACAUUUUCACUUUUCUGUUGUUCGUACGUAACUGUAGUUUACACACUGAGCAUACAUGGAUGUGCAGGUAAACCUCGGAGAAUUUCCCCUCACAGACUUUAAAAGAGUUGAGUUUAUCAGUGACCGGCUGUGAGACCACCCAGUCCUCGUGUCUGAGGGCUGUCCGAGGUGCUGAGGGAGACACAGACAGAUCCAGGUCUGCUCACAGUACAGACGGACUUACUGACAGAUGCCUAGUUCUAGGCAGCAGCCAUACUGGUUGGAGCCUCAAACCUGGGCCAGAAAGAGGGGCAAGACCUAAGUGACUGAAUUCUAGCUAGAGUGUAUCUGUUUCUCUCAGAGAUUAAGCAGGUUGCUGCUGCAUUCCUGGGGCUGGCUCUGCAGCGCCCUGCUCAGCACUGCUUCAAUGGUCCUUACCAGCAGUGCUGUGCUCAGUACUGUUUUAAUGGUCCUUUCCUGCAAUGCUGUGCUCAGUACUGCUCUAAUAGUCCUUUCCUGCAAUGCUGUGCUCAGUACUGCUCUAAUGGUCCUUACCUGCAGUGCUGUGCUUAGUACUGCUCUAAUGGCCCUUACCUGCAGUGCUGUGCUCAGUACUGCUUCAAUGGCCCUGACCUGCAGUGCUGUGCUCAGUACUUCUCUAGUGGUCCUUUCCUGCAAUGCUGUGCUCAGUACUGCUCUAAUAGUCCUUUUCUGCAAUGAUGUGCUCAGUACUGCUCUAAUGGCCCUGACCUGCAAUGCUGUGCUCAGUACUGCUCUAAUGGCCCUGACCUGCAAUGCUGUGCUCAGUACUGCUCUAAUAGUCCUGACCUGCUAUCUUUUGUUGGAAAACUGUAGCACAUCAUCAGAAUUUUUUUUUUUUUUGGUGUUUUUCUCUAUGGAGUUCCAACAAAUGUAGAUCAACUAUGCAAUGUAAGGUGGACCAAUAUACGUGUGUGUUGUUAGCAAAGAAUCUUUUACCAUGUGUCUUUUUAUAUGUUUGCUUUAGCAGAGCAUUUUCUCCCUUGUGUCUGUUCUAGUGAAAUGGUUUUUUAUGAGUUUGCCUAAGUCUUUUACCUGAAUCUAUUUUAGGAAAACAUUUCUUUACAUGUUUGCCGCAGCAAAACAUCAUCUAUUUUCUAAAGAACCCUUAAGUCUUCAUUUUAUAUCUCUUUCUGUUUAAGAAUUGUCUUUUUCUCUAACAUUAACAAUCUAUAUAUAAUAGAAAGAAUUAUAAGAACCAUCAUAGUUUUAUGUACAAUAUAGUCAAAUAUUAGUCAAGUAACAAAAUAACUUAAAUCUAUCAAUAUACAAUAAAGAAAAAAUUAUCAAUAAAUAACAAAAAUACUUAAAUCUUUAUUAUAUAUAAUAAUUAAACAAAAACCUUAAAUUUUUUUUUUUUUGGUUCUUUUUUUCGGAGCUGGGGACCGAACCCAGGGCCUUGCGCUUCCUAGGUAAGCGCUCUACCACUGAGCUAAAUCCCCAGCCCCUUUAAAUUUUUAUUAGUAUAGAAUAAUUAAACAAAAACCCCUUAUAUUUCUAUCAAUAUAGAAUAUAGUUAAACAAAACAGCCGACCACCCUAGAUGAUAACAACUGUAACACAUCAAGCCACCAACAACCAAGUGUGGCAGAGGAAGGUCAGAGAUAGAAAGUAACACAAGGGAUGCUGGGUAAAGGUGGACUUUAGAAAAAAUGUAACGGAGAUUCCUAAUAGUGGCUACAGUUCAUGGUCUAGGGGGAUUACUAUGGACAAGUUGGAAGAGCUGAAGACAUUUUACACUGUAGCAAGAAGUAGCCAGUUCCCCAGGUGGCAGAGGCCACUGGAAGCUGCCGCAUUGUUCCCCGUCUCUGCGUUUAUUUAUUAUUUAUUUUGAAUUCUUUUUCAUUUUCCUUUUUGAAGCAGGGGCUUGCCAUGUAGCCCAAUCCCAUCUGGAACUUGCCGUCCUCUAGCCUUCACUGGGCCACGUGUGAGAUUACAGGUUCUUGGAUUUAAUGCAUGCUGUGAACGAAUAGCAGGGUGGCCUGUCUCUGUAUCAACUCUGUGGAAUCUAUGUGCACAGCUUGGGUGUGGAUGGUCUCUGGAACAGGACUCUGAGCCCCCAAGCACUCACAAGGAUCAGAUAUGGCAGCGAGAGGUAGUCUAAAUUACUCACGUUCUCCAGGGACUUUGGCCUAGCCAGGUGGGCCUCAUUAUUCUAAUGAACUGCUCUCUCUGCACCAAGCCUGCUGCCACGUUUUUUGGGUGUUACCCUCACAGCAUGUCCUGGGAAGCUAAUGCUCUGGGUCCUAUCAUUCUGGCACGGGUUCUGAAGACCUUGCCGGUCUCCCUCAGAGGAUGGACUUGGUGAAGCCAGUGGGUGCUUGCCUCGCUUACCGCUAUGCUGUGCCAUCCACCAUGUUGUGUUCUCUGUGUCCAGUCAUCGGUACACUUGAUGGGCGUCCCAUGCUAGCAGACAUAGCACCCAGAAUUUUGUCUCUCAGCCACCCUGGUUUUCUCCUGUCGGAGAAGUCACGUGACGUCUGUGGCAGGUUGUGCCGCAGCGCAGACGCUUCGGUUUCACCGUGACCCAACUGCGUACCCCACAUUUCCGGUGUAAGUUAAACCCCAUCCCACACUGUACCCAGCUGAGGGGAGGCAGCUCUGGAAGUCACUGGGCUCCAUACUUCCCGCUGCCUAGAAACAGCGGGGGUCGGCCCUCCUAGGGCUUUCUAGUAGGGAGCUUUGCACGGUGACCAGUGAGGACUCCGUCUCCCCUCCACUUUUGUGCUGUGGCAUUGUACAUGGUGUGGUGCUGAUGUCUAAAGAAGUCUGUCCAGUUUCAGCUCCCUCCACAGUUUAGGACAGGUGCCUCUUGUUCUUGCCAGAGAGAGUCCAGCUCAUGCCGUCUGUCGGAGUGACGUCUAGUUGCUUUAGCAAACCUGGUAGGGGGGUGCCUAGAGUCUGCACCUCGAUUAUCCCUACGCAUGUCUGUGUGUUGAUUCCUAUGUAAGAGGCUUGUGGUUCAUCUCAUACUCUGCCUGGAAACAAAUGGGUCCUAUCUGAUUUGGCCACUCCUAGGAACCUCAUGGGUGGCCUGGGGCCUUGGAUCUUGCUGGAGUUGAUGACCUAUCCCCUCCUAUCUAGAAGGAGAUAACACUGUCAUUGUCCUGUGUUCUGAGACUAUAAGCUUCCUCUUUUCCCAGGUUAUUAUUACAAGAAUGGGAGCAGAUAAUAUCGGUUUGGAAUGGGGACCUAAGUCACCGCUCUGUGACAGGUAGAAUUAAAUAAAGGCAAGGUGGACGGUCUCAUCAGUCUAGUGUCACAGGAUUGCUGUGAGAACAGAGAGAGCACAGAGCCAAGGGGGGGGGGUGCCUCUUUCCCUGAUCCCUGGCAAU